CACUUUUCGGACAACCUCGUAUAUCGAUUACAAACAACAGAAAGUGAAUGAAAUGAAUAAAAGGAUCCUUUAUUAUCUUUUUAUCUGUUACAGAUUAAGAAAAUUGAUAAGCAAUCAUUUGCACUCAGGAUUGACAAUAGAAGAACGCACUCUUUCAAAAGUGCGCACGAAUUUGACGUAUAUUAUUCAUAUUAUUCCAAGAUGUUGAUGAAGAAAAUCAUUAAAAUUCUUAUUUAUUGUAUCAGUUCAACUUAUCAUUUAUAGCGAUUGCAUUAACUAAAUCUUAAAUUGCUCUAAUAUACAAACACUUCAUAAUGAUAUCUUUUGAUAUUAUCUAAUCGUAAAUUCUAAAUAUCGAAAAUAUGUACAUACAGAUUGAUAUUAGAUAAGAAUAAUGUUUCAAAAGCGAAUUUAGUGAUAUUGAAGUAGUCUAUCCGAUAAGUUAAACAAUUAACUCGUGGCGUAUAUGCAAUGAUCACAAUAUACAUAUAACUAUUAAACUAUGAUCUUCAAGAACUCUAAUUUAAAAGCUUUAAUUGCUAUUUACAAUAAUAGUUUUUCAUCGAAUUAUGGAACAACGCGACAGCUUUCACAAGUUCUUUUUGCUCGGAACCUGUGCCAAGUUCCUGCCCCUCGGGAAAAUACUAAUUUUCUCGAGGAGCAGCUAAAAGAAGUUUUUAAGUUUAAAAAUACUAGUGUUAGCAACUGGAUCAUUGAGAAUAAAGCUCUUACUUUAUGUGUCAAGUAUCAUAAGAGUACUAAAAAGAACAAACAACAAAUCUUGUGUACGUUAGCUUCUAAAUAUGCUGUUCAACACGAGGCUGUAUGUGGCAUAGCAGAGAAAUUAGUUUCCACUGAGUCAGAUAAUGAAAGACGAAUGGUUUCUUACGAACGAAACUUAAGAAAUGUUCUCACACCGGAUUAUCACUGGCUGUUUACAAUAAUUGGAAGACUCGAGAACGGCGUCAAAUUCCUCGUUGAUUUACGAACAGAUAUCUUAGAAUUACUGGUAGAGAUUAAGGACCCGGAUGAAACUGUAGCGAUACAGCAAUUAAACAUUACUUUGCGAGAUCUAUUACUACUUUGGUUCUCAGUAGGAUUUUUACAUUUAGAGAGAUUAACGUGGCAGUCCUCGUGUGAUAUUUUACAAAAGAUUUCCGAUUACGAAGCAAUACAUCCCAUAAAAAACUGGCUAGAUUUGAAGCAACGAGUUGGGCCAUAUAGAAGGUGUUACAUUUUCACGCAUCCGUCUAUGCCACGAGAACCUCUUGUGGUAUUGCACACGGCAUUAUGUGAUAUUAUACCAGAUAGUGUAAAGGGAAUAGAAGAAGCAAAGGUGAGAAUCCUUGGUGGGCCAAGGAAAGAGGUAACGUUCUUGGAGGAAGACAAGGAUAAAAUAAAGACUGCGAUAUGUUAUUCGAUAACUUCCACCCAAAAGGGAUUACAGGGUAUCGAACUUGGUAAUUACCUGAUUAAAAGAGUAGCGAAGGAAAUAUUAUCUGAAUUUCCUAUGAUAUGCGAACUAUCCACCCUGUCCCCAAUACCGAAUUUCCGAACUUGGCUUCUAGAAAAACUGAAACAAGACGUAAAUACUAUAUUCACGAAUGAAGAAGGUAAUUAUAUACGAAGCGUUCUAAAAGAACCAGAUCUCGUUUCGGCAUUGAAAAAAAUUUUUAAUAAUUCUUUAUGGACACGUGACAUUGAAAUAUGUGAGGCCUUAAAAAAGCCUUUGAUUCGAGCAUGUGCUUGGUAUUUGUAUAGGGAAAAGAGACGAAACUACGCUUUAAAUACCGUCGCAAAUUUUCAUCUUCGGAACGGCGCAGUUAUGUGGAGAAUAAAUUGGCUGGCGGAUCCUUCACCACGCGGUGUCGCAAAUAGUUGCGGAUUGAUGGUGAACUAUAGAUACUAUCUAAACGAUUGUGAAAAGCACAGCCAAAAUUACAUUGAAAAUCAUUUCGUAAAGGCCACUGAAGAUGUUAUUUCUCUUGCCAUGCAACACGAAGAAUUAUGUAUAAAAUAAAAUGGAAUAAGUGAUAAAAUAAUCUUCAAACAAAUUUCUUAUGGGACGUAUACAUUUGAAUGCUGUUUCCUGUCCAGCUGAAAGACAGUACAAUUGUCUGCAAGCAGAUCUGUAACAAAUCACAGAUUUCUAAUUCAGAAGAAAUAUAUAUGAACUGCGUCUCAGAUCUACAGAAAAAA
Ceratina calcarata is the source of this 2199-nucleotide messenger RNA. Its product is annotated as malonyl-CoA decarboxylase, mitochondrial. The transcript is spliced from 11 exons. The coding region runs from base 503 to 2020 and encodes 505 amino acids. Gene Ontology annotation, biological process: acetyl-CoA biosynthetic process; fatty acid biosynthetic process; malonyl-CoA catabolic process. The record is from RefSeq and is a predicted model, not a curated record. Gene Ontology annotation, molecular function: malonyl-CoA decarboxylase activity. Lineage: Eukaryota; Metazoa; Arthropoda; Insecta; Hymenoptera; Apidae. Gene Ontology annotation, cellular component: mitochondrial matrix; peroxisomal matrix.